AUGGGAGGCGCGCAAGGUAUUGGGCGGGCGGCAGCAACACUUCUCGCGUCUAAAGGAGGUAAAAUCGUACUUGCGGAUGUAGACGAGACGAAAGCCAAUGAGGUCAUCAAGGAACUGCGACUUGCAGGACACGAGGCAACAUGUGUUGUGGGAGACGCUCUGGACGAAGCAUUCCCGGCAAAAGCAGUAGAGGCAGCGUUGAAGGCAUUCGGGAAGGUCAACUGUCUAAUCAACAAUGCUGGGUUCUGUUAUGACAGCGCCAUUCACAAGAUGAGCGACGAAAAAUGGGACAUGAUCAUGAAAAUCCACAACUAUGUUCCUUUUCGGAUGAUCCGCGCCUUGUCCGCGCACUGGAUGGAUCCUCAAACUGCUGAUAUGCUCAAGACUGUCAUCAAUGUAUCUUCGACAUCAGGACUGCACGGCCAAAUGGGUCAGAUUAACUAUUCGACGGCGAAGUCCGGGAUUUUGGGACUUACCAAGACUGUCGCCGCGGAGUGGGCUAGAUACAAUGAGAAGGUUAUGCUUGCUGGGCAGAAUAUCGUCACGGGCAUCCCUGCGAACGCGCGCAAGUUCAGGGACACGUCGGAUAUUCCUCUUGGGCGGCCGGGUACUGUUGAUGAUGCGGCCAAUGUUAUGCUGUUUUUGGCUAGUCCCAUGUCAUCCUAUGUCACGGCGACUUGUAUUGAAUGUACAGGAGGUAGAUAUAUGUAA
Molecule: messenger RNA, 711 nt
Organism: Penicillium crustosum
Lineage: Eukaryota; Fungi; Ascomycota; Eurotiomycetes; Eurotiales; Aspergillaceae
Product: SDR family NAD(P)-dependent oxidoreductase
Exons: 5
Coding region: 1-711 (236 amino acids)
Molecular function (GO): oxidoreductase activity, acting on the CH-OH group of donors, NAD or NADP as acceptor
Source: RefSeq, a predicted model, not a curated record